AUGUAUCGCGUCCUUCAACCCCUCAUUCCAGACAAGUGUCUCGUCUACCUCGACGACAUUAUAGUGUUUGGGAGGUCUAUCGACGAACACAACCACAAUUUGCGCGCGGUAUUGGAAGCCCUCCGCUCCGCUGGUCUGACCCUUAACCCCACGAAACGCCUUUUUGUACGCCGCGAGGUAAAUUUUUUGGGUCACCUAAUCUCUCCCGGGCGCAUCUCCCCCCUGCCUGACCGCAUCCAAUGUAUCCGCACGUGGCCAACCCCCUCCAACCAAACGGAAUUACGCAGUUUCUUGGGGUUAGCAUCAUAUUACCGUCGUUUCAUCCGUGGUUUUGCUCAUAUCGCCAACCCCCUGCACAAACUCACGGAGAAAGUCAGACCCUUCGUCUGGUCGGACGACUGGGCACGUGCGUUCACCGACCUCCGCGCCGCCCUGUGCUCGGCUCCCCUACUUGCCCUCCCAAACGUUGACGACGACGCACCCCCAUUCAUAUUAGACACUGAUGCCAGUGGGUACGCCAUCGGCGCCGUACUCUCCCAAGCCGACGCGAACGGAGUAGAGCACCCGAUCUGCUUCGCAAGCAAUACUCUCACUAAACCACAGAGGAAUUAUUGUAACUUCCGUCGCGAAAUCCUGACGAUCGUUGUGUUCCUGCGUCAAUUCAAACACCUGCUGGUCGGACGACGCUUCGUUCUCCGCACAGACCACAGGGCCCUGCAGUGGCUGCGGUCCUUCAAGGACCCCAUGGACCAGCUGGCACGCUGGCAGGAGUUCCUUCAGGAUUUUGACUUUGAAUGCCAAUACCGCCCGGGCCACAAGCAUGGCAACGCAGAUGCCCUUUCCCGCUUGCCCCACGUCACUGACGCAGACCCCGAUAUACAGACAGCCGGCGUUAACGCUAUUGUCGUGUCGGAGCCAACACGCCACGAAUGGGCAACAGCGCAAAAAACGGACUCGGACACGGCCACUAUUUACCGCCACAUGAGUCUAGGGCUUCCCAAACCUACCGAGCGGAAAUGA
This is a messenger RNA of Spirometra erinaceieuropaei, 1020 nucleotides long. NCBI's taxonomy places the organism in Eukaryota, Metazoa, Platyhelminthes, Cestoda, Diphyllobothriidea, Diphyllobothriidae. The record is from the annotation of a GenBank genome assembly.